Messenger RNA from Leguminivora glycinivorella, 1847 nucleotides. It is a transcript of the gene Arp8, whose product is annotated as actin-related protein 8. The record is from RefSeq and is a predicted model, not a curated record. Bases 132 to 1820 code for a protein of 562 amino acids. The transcript has a single exon. Lineage: Eukaryota; Metazoa; Arthropoda; Insecta; Lepidoptera; Tortricidae. Gene Ontology annotation, biological process: regulation of DNA-templated transcription; double-strand break repair. Gene Ontology annotation, cellular component: Ino80 complex.
GUUAGAAUCGAAUUGUUUAUCCUAGAAAAUAUUGAUUUCAACAAGAAUUUGUCUAUAAAGAAGUAUUUGUAUUUCUUUAAAGUAUUUACGUUGUAAAUUGAAUUAACGAGCAGCCGUAAUUUUAUGUCAAAAUGAGUAUGCCAUCGCACGAUCCUGGCCCAGAGCAGUUCCACCAAUUUCCAUCCAAUAGGAUCAUUGUUAUUCAUCCCGGAUCUCUUUACGUUCGCAUCGGACGAGCCUCCGAUCUCCUACCAGUAAAGCAACUCCACUGCAUCGCGAGAAAACGCAGACCCGGCGGCAAAAUCUAUCGAGAUCCUUUUGUCCCGCCAAGCGUGCCGAAAACGAAGGAAUUGAUCGAGGAACUAGAAGAAUGCCGUCUACAAAUAUCGCAUACGCUCCAGUCUUGCAUGCAGUCCAACGGGGCGAGGCGAUACGCGACACCUCCACAACAAAUCGCUGCUUUCAAUCGAAGAUCUCUACCAGAAACUGUUAACGAUGGAGAACCUUGGGCCCAAGUUGAAUGUGACAUCGUUGUUGGUGAUCUAGUCUUAGAUAUAGACCCAGAUUUACCUUUCAACAUACAUUUCCCAUACAGAAGAGGCGAUUUUAACAUACACUCGGAAGUUGGAGGCUCCAUAUCCUCAGUGCUCAAUGAUUUAUACAUCAUUUGGAGUUCUAUUAUAGAACAUAAGCUUGGAAUACCUUUAAUAGAGCUCAUAAAGUACAGAUGUGUACUUUUAAUACCUGAUUUAUAUUCUAGAAGUCAUUUGAAAUAUCUAAUGUCUCUUCUGUUGAAGGAUUUAGGAUUUGGCCAUUGCUUUUUGGUACAAGAAAGUGUUGGAGCAACGUUUGGGGCUGGAAUCGGAUCAGCCUGUGUAGUCGACAUUGGUGAUCAGAAAACGGCAAUAUCCUGUGUUGAAGAUGGGAUCUCUCAUAAAACCACAAGACUGCGGAUGGAUUAUGGAGCUGGUGAUGUAUGCCAAGCUUUAUCUUGGAUGUUUCAUAAAAGCGCAUUCCCUUAUAAGAAUUGGAAUGAAAAUAUACCUAGGGACGUAGUUCUGAUGAGGAAUUUAUAUGAGAACUUCUGUCAUGUGAACUUAGACGUCUGUGGUCCCUUAGAAAAGUCAUUUCUUGUUGACCAUCCAGGAGAUAUUGUUAACAAAUACACACUUCAAGUUGGAGAUGAAUGCAUCAUAUCACCUCUAUCAAUGUUUUACACAGACCUGCUGAAGAUAACAGGUUUAAAAGCAACUAAAAUGCAGAACAGACAACCGAGUGAUCCAGAAGAUCCGUUUGAUGCUGAAUUUUUAAGAGAAACUGGUAGGAAACGAGAAGCUGCUGACCCAAGUGCGAAUGAAAGUCAGCAGUUUGAAGCUGUUAAUGAAAGUCAACUAGCCACUAACCCGGAUGAAGAUAUUGUUGUAGAUACUUUAGAAGUCGGCCCAGGGGAUACUGUGUUAGCCCCCGGACAAGUUUUAGCUUUAGACGCAGCUAUAUUGCAAAGUAUAGACCGAGCAAGCAGUGAGGAACUGAAACGUAAGAUGUACAGCAGUAUUCUCAUUGUUGGUGGAGGUGUUAAAAUCCAUGGAUUAUCUAUGUGGUUGCAAAAUAGACUAGCAUUGCAAAUUCCUUACGCUUACAAGACUGAGCAGCUGGAGAUUGUGACAUCACCGAAAGAUAUAGAUCCGGCUAGUACAGUUUGGAAGGGUGCUGCAGUUAUGUCAUGUUUAGAAUCAGCUAUGGAGCUUUGGAUUAACCAGACGGAGUGGAAUAAGUUUGGCUUGAGAAUACUAAGGGAGCGAGCACCAUUUAUUUGGUAGCAUUAGCAAUAAAAUACUUUUAAGGAC